Messenger RNA from Hypoxylon trugodes, 1473 nucleotides. Its product is annotated as MFS transporter. Gene Ontology annotation, biological process: transmembrane transport. Lineage: Eukaryota; Fungi; Ascomycota; Sordariomycetes; Xylariales; Hypoxylaceae. The record is from RefSeq and is a predicted model, not a curated record. The transcript has 7 exons. Bases 1 to 1473 code for a protein of 490 amino acids. Gene Ontology annotation, cellular component: membrane. Gene Ontology annotation, molecular function: transmembrane transporter activity.
AUGGAUCCCAAGGCAUAUGGCCCAUUAGUCCCCGAUAUCGAAGAGCCUAGCAACAAGACCAGUGCUGCUAAAAUAGUGAAUGAGAUGAUAGUCACUACCGAAAAGGGUGGCGAGUCCCAAUCCCUAACGAAAGGCAAAAUAGACCCUAAAGAGAGCGCGCUUGUGCGCAAGCUUGACUAUUUUAUCAUGCCGAUUAUUUGCAUUAUGUAUUUCCUCAAUUAUGUCGAUCGUAACGUUAUCUCGCAAGCCCGGCUUAAUCAUUUCGAACAUGAUCUAGGCAUGUCGGGAAACGAAUUUAAUGUUGCGGUUAGCAUCCUCUUCGUCGGAUAUGUACUCAUGCAAGUACCAAGCAACGUGUUGAUCACACGUAUCAAACCGGGGAUUUAUAUGUCCGGGUGCAUGUUCCUUUGGGCUGUGGUAUCUGCGUGUACCGCUUCCGUUAAGGGGUAUGGGGGAUUGAUAGCUUGCAGGCUCUUCCUUGGGAUCGCAGAAGCUCCCUUCUACCCGGGCGCCACAUACAUUCUGGCCAUUUAUUAUACCCAUAGUGAGAUGGCCACGCGGGUUGGCCUCAUGUACUGUGGUCAGCUUCUGGCUACGGGAUUUACCGGUUUGAUUUCGGCCGGCGUUUUUGCUGGGAUGGAUGGUCUGCGAGGAUUGACAGGCUGGCAGUGGCUAUUCAUCAUCGAAGGCGCCCUCACAGCAUUCGUGGCGUUACUCGGCUUCUGGCUCCUACCAAACUUGCCCGAGGACACAUACUGGUUGAGUGCAGAAGAGUGUAAGUUAGUACGGGCACGCAUAGAGCGCGACAAGAUCAGUGACGCCCUCAGCGAGGUCAGUGCAUGGGAGGGCCUCAAGCAGGCUUUCAAAGACGAACGGACAUGGCUCUUCUGCUUUAUGCAGAUGUUCCAUUUGUCGGCUUGUUCAUUCAAUACGUUCUUCCCGACUGUUGCUAAAACACUUGGUUACAACACCACCGUCACUCUCCUAUUGACAUGUCCGCCGUUUGUACUCGCCGGACUUGGUAGUAUCGUAGUUGGUUGGAGUUCUGGUAAGUUGAACGAGAGAACAUGGCAUAUCACUGCGACGCUAGGUUCCGCAAUCAUCGGGUUCGUAAUAGCUGCUAGCACUCUCAACACAGCAGCGCGUUACGUCGCUUGUUUUAUUUUCCCGGUCGGCGCAUUUUCCGCCAACUCGGUAAUCGUCGGCUGGGCAUCGUCGACUCUAAGCCAAAAUAUAGAAAAGAGAGCCGUGGUGCUCGCGAUAACCAAUGUCUUUGGCCACAUUGGUUUUAUAUAUGGCGCAUAUCUAUGGCCGGAUAGCGAUGGACCACGAUAUGGCAUUGGUUUCGGCGCAUCUGCUGGCUUUGCACUGCUUUCCAUCUGCUGUGCUUGGAUUAUGCGAACGUUGUUGAUUCGGGAGAACCAGAAAAUCAGGGAGUCGACUUUGGAGCCAGUCAACUUGUACAGCUACUAA